Anastrepha obliqua is the source of this 1658-nucleotide messenger RNA. RefSeq lists its product as uncharacterized. The transcript has 5 exons. The coding region runs from base 190 to 1617 and encodes 475 amino acids. Gene Ontology annotation, biological process: arginyl-tRNA aminoacylation; tRNA C3-cytosine methylation. Gene Ontology annotation, molecular function: arginine-tRNA ligase activity; tRNA binding; ATP binding. The record is from RefSeq and is a predicted model, not a curated record. NCBI's taxonomy places the organism in Eukaryota, Metazoa, Arthropoda, Insecta, Diptera, Tephritidae.
AAUAGAAAUAAAAAAUUAACUUUCAUGUAUCUUUUAAAUUUAAAUUAAAUUGAUUUUUUCUACUAUAGACAUUCUAAAAUCUUUCUAAAAUACUGGACCGGUAAAAAUAUCUCCAUCACUCCUUUUGUGCUAAAAGUAAAUAUUUAUGCAACUCUGGCUUGCAACCAGCGAGUGAGUCUAAGUUUGACAAUGAACCAAUCGUGUAAAAGCAGGAACCAAAACAAAACUGUGGAUAGGAAAAUGAUUAAUCCAACGACGAUAAUAAUUGAAGAUUUGUGUUCAUAUUUAUUAGAAAAGCCAAGUCUAUUUCCUGGAGUAGAUUUUCCAAAAACCUCAAUCAGUUUUAUUCGAGUACACAGAGAGAAGUUGAAAAUACAUGGCGAAUUCAGCUUUCCUGGUUGUCCGGACCUAUGGAGGAAAAGCUGUAAAGAAACCGGCCAUAAGCUGCGGGAAAUGGCAUUUGCAAUCUUCAAAGAAGAAAAAGAUAUAUCUAACACAGCGAAGAGGAAGUUUCUAGAAUCGGCCGCUUGUUGGAAAUUCCCAAUAGAACGGAUACGAAUUGAAAAUGAGCGUUGUUUUUUGUAUCUGCAUAGACAUAUAGUCAUGGGAGUGUUGCUCCAGGAGGUGUUAAAAAAAGAUACCAAUACGCGAGGAUUUGGCAAAUUAAAAAAGGAACCAAAUCUUCGAGUCUGGCUCAGUUGUACUAAACAAAACGAAAAGGAAGCCAGUGAACUGUCAUUUUACCGAGCCAAACUUGUGGAAGACAUUUUGGGCCGUGUUUUGGAAUACUCUAAGUGGACUGUGGUAACCGAGGAGGAGGUAAUCCAAGCCAAAAAAGGUAACGGGGCUAACGUUUUGCAAUUAGAUGUAACAAGUGUCGCUGGCAAACCUUCGUUAAAUUCACCGGUUAUUCCUCCUAGUAAGCUAAGCUACUCAACAAUUCGUUGUGGUCUAGUCAUAGAUCCGCUUACUGGAAAAUUAACAAAAUUGAAAACCAGUGAGUACCUCAGUUGCCGUUCUAAUGACAUGUGUUUAAUGGCUAUGCAUAAGUAUGGCGUACGAGUCAAAGAUGAUGCAAAGUUUAAUGCAUUGAUGAGUCGCUUAGGUUCAGCUGCCGUAACGGUUGAUUUAAUGGAAGUGCGUUUUUCAAGCCCAGUACAAAUAACUCGUAGUGGAAAAGGAAGCACUAAAGGCGCUGCUUUUAUUUUGUACAAUUCCGCUCGUCUUGAGUCAUUGCUGCGAAAAUUUGAUGAAAAGGUAGAAAAUGGUGCCUACGAAAAUUUACCGCCAUUGGAGAAUAUUAACUUCACUUUACUCGAUGAAGAAGAAGAAUGGCAACUAGUGUUCGGCUACAUAUUCGCAUUCCCGAAUCUUAUUGAAAGCUGCCUGGAACAGAUAGAGAAGGGUGUAUGUGCCGUCCACACAAUCGUGAGAUAUCUUGGAGAUUUAGCUUCACUCUUCAGUGUCUAUUAUCGACGCAUACGCAUUCUAACUCAAGAAACACGCGAACACUUAAUGCCAUGUGUCUAUGCACGCGUUUAUCUGGUGAAAGCGGUGCGUGAGAUUCUUAAUCAAACAUUAGCUCUGCUCGAUAUAGAGCCUGUUCAAUUCAUGUAAUCAGCCUUAACAACAACCAACAACAACCCUUGAAACUCCAG